This is a messenger RNA of Spea bombifrons (plains spadefoot toad), 2051 nucleotides long. RefSeq names its product INSC spindle orientation adaptor protein (gene INSC). Gene Ontology annotation, cellular component: apical cortex. The record is from RefSeq and is a predicted model, not a curated record. Lineage: Eukaryota; Metazoa; Chordata; Amphibia; Anura; Pelobatidae. Gene Ontology annotation, molecular function: cytoskeletal adaptor activity; protein binding. Bases 14 to 1633 code for a protein of 539 amino acids. Gene Ontology annotation, biological process: asymmetric cell division; regulation of asymmetric cell division; apical protein localization. The transcript is spliced from 12 exons.
CAGACAGAUCUGGAUGAUUUCUAGACCUUGGAUAAAGUUCGAAAUGGCUUUUCAAGAUGGCGGUUUAUUGAACGUCCUUCCAGUCCAACGCAUGAACUUCAUCCAGGUGGAUUCGGUACAGCGCUGGAUGGACGAUUUAACGUUGAUGACGGAAUGCGAAUGCAUGUGCAUUCUUCAGUCGAAGCCAAUCAGCACCGAGGAUGAUUCUCAGAGUGAACUCAUGUUUACCUCUCAAGACAGCACGCAGAGUAGUUUGGAAAUGUUACUAAAGAGAGCUUGGAUUAUAAGCACAGAACUCACCAAAAUUGUCCAAAAACUGGAGAAAAAUAAGUGGAAACGCGUUCACGUCAUGACCGUGAGAAUGAAUUGCCACGUCCGCUCAAUGAUUAAAGAAUACAACACGUUUACCAAAACUUCAACGGAUGAGAUGCAUCGGUAUGAAACUAUUUUAAUGGACAAAUGCUCGGAGCUCACGGAUAUAACCGAAAGAUGUACGCAGACAGGCGAAGAGGAAACCCUCUUGUCCAUGAAAAUGAGCAUCAACGAAACCCUGACUUCUGUCGGAGAGUAUUUUAGUCACUUAAUAAAUCUUGCUCUUAAACAGGAGGUAAAGAACCUGAUAGAACAGCUGGACACCUGCGACAAUCUGUACAGCGUGGAAUCGGCUAUCCACAGGCUUUAUAGUCUGACUCGAGAGGGUUCCCGACUCUGCCAACUGGUAGCUCAGGAAGGAGGAGUCGUCGCUCUCUUUAAGAUCUGUCGACAGGAUUGUUUUAAGUGCCUAUACCCUUCUGCGCUUCGGACUCUGGCCUCCGUGUGCUGCGUGGAAGAGGGGAUUUACCAAUUGGAAAAGGUGGAUGGGAUAUUGUGUUUAACGGACAUUCUUACGGAUGAUUCACAAACCGAAGCGUCCAGAGCAGAAGCCGCAGCUGUGAUCGCCCAGAUAACCUCUCCUCACCUAACCUUCACUCAACACCUCAGCAGCUUCAUCGAGAAUAUGGAGGAAAUAGUCACCGCUCUCUUAAAGUUAUGCGAAGAAGCCUCCUCUGGAGAAGUCUGUCUUCUUGCUACGGCUGCUUUGGCCAACAUAACCUUUCUGGAUACCCUGUCCUGCGAGAUGCUGCUUCCCAUGAAUGCAAUAAAAAUCCUUCUGAAUGCUUGUUCUGACAGACAGAGGGUUAAUUCUUCAUAUGCCAGGGACCAAAUCGUCACUAUUUUAGCCAACAUGUCUAUUCCAGAUCAAUGUGCUUCUGAAAUAAUUAAGGAAAAUGGUGUUCAGAUCCUCAUCGAAAUGCUUUUUGAGAAGUCGGCGACCGGGAUUCUAGCAGACAUUUCAGCUUGUGAGCGCGUCCAGCAGAAAUCCGCAGUCACGCUUGCACGUCUGAGCCGUGAUCCGGAAGUCGCGAAAGCUGCAAUAAAGUACAACUGUAUCCCUCGUCUUAUUGAACUCUGUCGAUUCCCAGAAGAGAGACAUAACAGCGACGCCGUUCUUGUGGCUUGUCUGGCUGCUCUGCGGAGGUUGGCGAUAACGAGCCCCGAAGACUUGGAGGAAUCGGAUUUUGAACAGUUGGUGAAGCCUCGCCUUGUAGAUUCAUUUUUACUUUGCUCAAACAUGGAGGAGAGCUUUGUAUAGCCAUAAAGGAACACAUUUCAGUAAAUUUACCAAAAAAAAACAAAGUUAUAAGAAAUAUGACUAAAUUAUGGCAAUAUUUAUAAAGAUCCAAAGCAUUGUUUGUGCUUUUUUUGGUAAGGAAAACUGCACAUUUUUGUUAAUUGAAACUUUUUAAUGGGAUUAAUCUGGAGACAUUUAAAUGUCCAGAACUCUUUUUAUAAGACAUUUAAUAUCAAUUACAUAUCUUUAUUUCAGAGUGCCAUUCAUAUAUAUAUGCAAUAUCUUAAUAAUUAUACAGUUAUUUUGUUUCAUUAUAUGGAAUAUACAUUUAUUUGUAUGGAAUGGCUUGGUUUUUUUUAAAUGAUAUUACUAAAGACAUGGUUACAUAGUAACUUUCAGCAAUUCAAGGAAAUUUGUCCAAUAAAAAAUUUGUAUUGAA